AAACGUAAGUGCGUAAAAAGUGCUCACUAGUGACGGAUGCUGAAAGUUCCCGAGUCCUCUGAUGCGCUCUUCGGGACGCAGAGGCGGCGGUGACUGAAAUCCUGCUGCGCUUUCCUCUUCGCGCUCACGAAAUUAGGACGGACAGUUUGCGUUCCGCGCUAAAGAUUGUACUAGGAAGGGGACGGAAAAAAAAAAAGGAAAAAAAAAAAAAAAAAAAAAAAACUGGAGCUACACUGUCUUUGACUUUUUAAAGUUUCGCUCGAACGAAGCAGGGCAGCCAGUGCCGUGUGGUGGGAGUGUGGGAAGACAACAUGCAGGCGCGUUACUCCGUCUCCAGCCCGAACUCCCUGGGCGUCGUUCCCUACAUUAGCAGCGAGCAGAGUUACUACAGAGCGGCCGGGGGCGGCUACACGGGGAUGCCGGCGCCCAUGAGCAUGUACUCGCACGCGGCCCACGAGCAGUACCCCGCGAGCAUGGCGCGAGCCUAUGGACCGUACACGCCGCAGCCUCAGCCCAAGGAUAUGGUGAAACCGCCGUACAGUUACAUCGCCCUCAUCACCAUGGCAAUCCAGAACUCGCCGGACAAGAAGGUGACCCUCAACGGGAUAUACCAGUUCAUUAUGGAGCGCUUUCCCUUUUACAGAGACAACAAGCAGGGCUGGCAGAACAGUAUCCGGCACAACUUGUCGCUCAACGAGUGCUUCGUUAAAGUGCCCCGCGACGACAAGAAGCCCGGGAAGGGCAGCUACUGGACCCUGGACCCAGACUCGUACAACAUGUUCGAGAACGGCAGCUUCCUGCGGAGAAGGAGGCGCUUCAAGAAGAAGGACGUGCAGAAGGAGAAGGAUGAGCGGGAGCGGCAGGGCAAGGAGGCGACGUCCCGGCAGCAGGGUCGGGAAGCGGAGCAGCCGGUGCAGGGCACUCAGCCGGUGCGGAUCCAGGACAUCAAGACGGAGAACGGCACGUCGACGCCCCCGCAGGCCGUGUCGCCCAGCCUCAACGCGGUGCCCAAAAUCGAGAGCCCCGACAGCAGCAGCAGCAUGUCGAGCGGCAGCCCGCACAGCAUCCCGUCCAACCGAUCCAUGAGCCUGGAAACGUCGUCGGAGCAUCACCAUCACAGCCAGGCCCCGGCCCAGGGAUUCAGCGUGGACAACAUCAUGACCUCCCUGCGCGGGUCCCCUCAGGGCCCCAGCGAGCUCAGCUCCACCCUCGUGGCCUCCUCCAGGACAGGUAUCACCCCCUCCUUGUCCCUCAACUAUUCUCCCAGUCAGACGACGGUCUAUAGCUCGCCAUGUAACCAAAACGCCAUUUCCACGAGCUCGAACGCCACCUACCACUGUAACAUGCAAGCCAUGAGUUUGUAUGCCGGGGAUCGUCCGGGCCACCUGGCGCCCACGACCUCCGUGGACGACACGUUACCUGACUAUUCGAUCACCACCACCACCACGUCCACACUGAGCCACGGCAAUCUGAGCUCGGGUCAGGAGGGCCACCACCCUCACCAAGGGCGGCUGGCUUCGUGGUACCUCAACCAGGCUGGGGACCUGGGUCACCUCGGAGCUGCGUACCCCACGCAGCAGCAGAAUUUCCACUCGGUCCGAGAGAUGUUCGAGUCCCAGAGAAUUGGCCUGAACAACUCUCCUGUGAACGGGAAUAGCAGUUGUCAAAUGUCCUUCCCCUCGACCCAGUCCAUCUACCGCACGUCGGGGGCUUUUGUCUACGACUGCAGCAAGUUCUGACCAAGAUAUCAUGAUUAUUAUUAUUUUUUAUUAUUAUUAUUAUUAUUAUUAUUAUUAUUAUUUUUGUACCAGGCAAAAAAAAAAAAAAAGUUCCUUUACAAGUGCCUCUUCAUGGACUAAAAUUAUUCUGAGAGACAGAAAGCAUUAUCUUGCUUUGUAAAGGACAGUGUUACUUCAAAUAACACGUAAGUUUCUUCUCGCUUUUGAGAACUAUGAUUUAAAUAUUAUGUUAAAAAGGAAUAUGUUAAGCUUUCAAGGACUGUUUAUUAAGUGUAAAUGACAUUUACUAAUUUAUUGUUUAAAGAGAAGUUGGAUGUUGCGGACCAAACACCGAAGAAGUGUUUCUAAAUUGAACUGCCUUAAUUGUCCAGAAAAAAAAAAAAGUUCCGUUAUUAGAGGGGAACUUAUAUAUCCACAUACUCUUGUCCUUUUUUGUUGAAAGUAUUCUGAAGGCAUUGCAAUGUUUCUUUAAUAAAUUGCCAUUCUAUUUGAGUUAAAA
Scleropages formosus (Asian bonytongue) is the source of this 2238-nucleotide messenger RNA. Its product is annotated as forkhead box C1-A-like. The record is from RefSeq and is a predicted model, not a curated record. The transcript has a single exon. NCBI's taxonomy places the organism in Eukaryota, Metazoa, Chordata, Actinopteri, Osteoglossiformes, Osteoglossidae. Gene Ontology annotation, molecular function: RNA polymerase II cis-regulatory region sequence-specific DNA binding; DNA-binding transcription factor activity, RNA polymerase II-specific. The coding region runs from base 312 to 1739 and encodes 475 amino acids. Gene Ontology annotation, biological process: cell differentiation; anatomical structure morphogenesis; regulation of transcription by RNA polymerase II.